AUAACAAUCUGAUUGGGCUGUUGGGGUGUUUUAAUCAGUCAAGCCCACAUUUCCUCCUCACCGGGACAGGCCGGACAGCUUCUUCUCCCAGCACCACCGUCAUCUAGACGGCGAUGCCUGCUGAUCCGACGAUAAUCAGUUGCAACUGUCGGUAUGGCUUGGAGAAGCCUCGAGCUAUGGAGACGCAAUGAAAUUAUGUUGGGAACUGUGUUGAAUGCGUUUCGGUUCUACAGAACGAACCCUAAGGUGGUAGACUUGAGGAAGCUUAGGCCGAUGAUUCUUAAGAGGAUUGAGAACAGAGCGAAGGAUUAUCCGGUGAAAGGAAUGAUCCCUGUGGCGGAGGAGGUCCUCAAGUCCAGAGCUCUGCUCUACCGUGGAGUAUCCACCCUCCUCCAACAUAUCCCGGUGUGGGCGUGCAAGUACUGUCCAGAGGUGUAUGUAGGAGAAAGCGGACAUUUAAUUCGAACAUGUGGUGGAUAUAGGAGGGGGUCAAAGACCCAGCUUCAUGUUUGGAUCAAAGGAACUUUAGAGAACAUCCUACUCCCCGUACAAACAUAUCAUCUGCAGAACAUGUUUCAGAACAUCAUCAAACACCAUGAAAGAUUUGAUCACGACCGGAUUCCUGCCGUUGUGGAAUUGUGCUUACAAGCCGGUGCUAAUCUAGGUGACAAAAGCACAAUCACAAGAGAGAGGGAACUGGAAAGCGAUUUGAUAACUGAACCUUCAUUUGAUCAGGAAAUGAUGUCGAUAGGGAUAGAGACUUUAAAAGCUUGGGAAAGGGUCAGGUCCGGUGUAGUUAAGCUUCUGUUGGUUUAUCCCACGAAGGUGUGCAAACACUGUUCGGAAGUUCACGUGGGACCCUCCGGACAUAAGGCUCGGCUUUGUGGGGUAUUUAAGUAUGAAAGUUGGCGGCGAGGGCAUUUUUGGGAGAAGGCAGGUGUGGACGAUUUGGUUCCUCAGAAUGUAGUCUGGUUCAGACGGCCUCAAGAUCCUCCAUUGCUACUUGAUGAGGGUCGAAACUACUAUGGCCAUGCCCCUGCCGUUGUAGAUCUAUGCACCAAGGCAGGGGCCAUUGCCCCAUCCAAAUAUCAUUGCAUGAUGAAAAUUGAUGGGUUGUCAGCGCCAGUUUCGGUCACAACUCGAUGACAUCAUCAUAUGUAUAAGACUAUAAGAGUAUAAACAAGAGAGCACUAUUUUCCUGGAGUCCUGAAUAGAAGAAUGUCAUCUACCUUCACCAGGUUUGUUGUGGUUCUGUUAGGGUGUAUUUGGAUUUUGGACCAGGGAAAAUGGUAGAGAAAUGAAAACAAAUGUUAACGGAAGUUAUUUUCAUAUGUUUGAAUUAACGUGAACACACCUAUAUUCACUCUCCAUAUUACAUGUUGCACGUUAUGUAAAUAUCCAACAAGAACACGCAGUCCUACUCUAUAUAGUAAAGACAACAAGCGCUUAUUUAGCCAGACUGCCAGAGACCCAUGUACUAUGACUAACAAAGCUAAUGAAGAAACAUGAUGGUUUCUAUAAUUAAGAAGCUGUGUUUAGCGGGACUGUACAUAAAUAUAAGAUUCAGUUAUUGAAUACAAAUUGCUGCUAAGUGAUAACCAACGAUGUUCACAAUGUUUUAGAGAUUAUCUUUUUGGUUUAUGAGUUAAUGUAGCCGCCAACAUCAGUGCUCAAGGAUUUAAGGUGUUCUUGUUGAUCAACAAGGUAAUGAACUGGGGAAAAGCUGGCAAUAAAAGGGAAAACCAGGAUACUUGCAUUUGGAAAUCUCCAAGUCAUGUGCAAGAAAACAACGAAGCUAAUGAAAACACAGCAACGACAACACAAUGUCUGCAUCAACCGCAUAACUAAAUUACUUAAACCAACUAAAGGUAGUCCAAAAGUUACUGUUGCAUGUCCAACCUUAAAGAAAGUUUGAAACAGGGAGAAAACAAGGGCCAUGACAUGAGGUUAUCCAAACCCAUCUGCCUGAUCUACCAGCGACGUGAAGUGCUCGCAUUGCCAUAGCCACCGCUUUCCAAGCCGAGAAAAUCCAGAGUGGACGGGCAGUUGCCACCAAAGAUCAUUGCAGGAGAUGACUGGUCCAUCUGGGGAUACUCCUGGAAACCACUUGGUGGAACAAUAAUCGCUUCAUUCUCAGCGUUUAGUGAACGACCAGCCAAUCCACGAAUAUAUGAACCACCACUACCAUCACCACCGGAAGAGGAAGAGUAAGUUAUGGUUGAGCCUACUUGUGCGGCUCGCUGAAGAACUGCAGUUGCGGAUAGGUCAGGCGACAACAGCGGAGGACUUGCGGCAGCCAUGUACUGGAAUGGCGAUGAUGCAUGGCCAAAGAGGCGAGAAGGAUAAACAUAAGAUGAGCUCGGCUGGCUUCGCAUGACACCAACAGGUGAAGUCACAGUUUGUGUUUGUCCUGAAAAUUGUACGCCACCGAUAAUGGCCGUGGUGGCUGCGGGCCAAUGUUAGUGGCUUUACUAGACUUAAACAUAUCAUAUCAAACUAAACAUAAAGAGAUUAAACAUUUUUAGAAAACAAUACUACCUCCGUAACAUUGGGAUGUUCCCAUUUGAAAAGUAGGCAGAUUAAGAAUAGUGAAAUGAGAUAUGUAUUAUUAGGGGUAUGAUGGGAAGAUAGUGAAAUAAUGUGAUGGAAUGAAGGAUAAAUCCAAAAAAAGUAGGUGUAAUAGUGUAUUAUUUUUAAAAUUAUUGAGGGUAUGAUGGGAAGAUUUAGAAAUGAGAAGAUAUUAGUGUUACGUCCAAAAAAGGAAAGUGGGAAGAUAUUUACGUUACGGAGGUAGUAAAUAUUAAGACUAUUACUAUAUCUACCAGAAUCUGACAACUAUAAUAAUACUAGAAUUCAAUUAUAUUCAUAAUAUCACAUUGUGUAGCGAAUACUGAACAUACAUUCAAUCAUGUUUUGCAUAAUGUAAGUUUUUUUCCGUUACAAACUUUAAUCGUUCAAGCACAUUUAAAUU
Cuscuta epithymum is the source of this 2971-nucleotide messenger RNA. The record is from the annotation of a GenBank genome assembly. Lineage: Eukaryota; Viridiplantae; Streptophyta; Magnoliopsida; Solanales; Convolvulaceae.